Molecule: messenger RNA, 267 nt
Organism: Microthlaspi erraticum
Lineage: Eukaryota; Viridiplantae; Streptophyta; Magnoliopsida; Brassicales; Brassicaceae
Source: the annotation of a GenBank genome assembly
AUGGAUUCGCGAGGAUUAAAAUCCUUGGUAGAUGGAUCAGAGCCGAGUUUUGACUCCAUCCGAUCUCCCUUCCGAUUCAAUCGUUUCAGGAGAUACAUGAAUCCCGCAGCCUCCGCGGCCAAGAUGACGACAAUUCCCAGGAAAACCCCAGAUAUGAACACGAAACCCAUAGACGAAAACAUCUCCGGGAAGCUCGGAGAAGUUCAAUGCGAGGAGAGUUUCUCGUCCAGGAAUCAAGCGGAGAAGAAAGAAGAUUCGUGGCGUUGA